This is a messenger RNA of Chaetomium globosum CBS 148.51, 1269 nucleotides long. RefSeq lists its product as uncharacterized. NCBI's taxonomy places the organism in Eukaryota, Fungi, Ascomycota, Sordariomycetes, Sordariales, Chaetomiaceae. Gene Ontology annotation, biological process: regulation of cyclin-dependent protein serine/threonine kinase activity. The transcript has a single exon. Gene Ontology annotation, cellular component: cyclin-dependent protein kinase holoenzyme complex; nucleus. Gene Ontology annotation, molecular function: protein kinase binding; cyclin-dependent protein serine/threonine kinase regulator activity. The record is from RefSeq and is a predicted model, not a curated record. Bases 1 to 1269 code for a protein of 422 amino acids.
AUGGACUCAGUACCGAUGCUCAGCAUGGCUGAGCUCAACGCCAAAGCCCUGGACAAGUUUGUCUACCAACCCGUCGACACAGAUAUGAUUCUGUACUUGGCAGACGCCGCCGCCAACGUGAUUCAGUGCGAUACCAGCAUGAUGCCACCGCCGGCACAAUCCCGGUCGAGGACCACCUCGCAGGAACCGUCAGCGAGGGCGGUCAAGGACAGCGACGCCCGUCUCCCCAGCAUCGAAGAGUUUAUCACACAGCUGGUCAUCUCUUCUAACGUGCAAGUACCAACGCUCAUGUCGUCGCUGGUCUACCUGCGCCGCCUCAAGUCGCGCCUGCAGCCCAUGGCCAAGGGCCUGCGCUGCACCACGCACCGCAUCUUCCUGGCCGCUCUCAUCCUCUCGGCCAAGUACCUCAACGACUGCAGCCCCAAGAACAAGCACUGGGCCAACUACAGCUUCGUGUCGACAUCGGCCUACAACUUCGGCUUCAGCCGCACCGAAGUCAACCUAAUGGAGAAGCAGCUCCUCUUCCUCCUCGACUGGGAUCUCCGCAUCACCGAGGACGACCUCUACCGCGAGCUCGACCACUUCCUGGCCCCCAUCCGCGACGCCGUCCAGGACCGCCACGUGCGCCGCAUCAUGCGCAAGCACGAGCUCGAGACCCGCGAGCGCUACCUGCAGGAAGAGCGCCUCGCCCGCCAGCGCGAGCGCGAGGAGGAGGCCCGCCUUUGGCGCUCCCUCGCCGUGCCCCAACACCCCCAACAACCAGAGGAGCCCUACGCCCAACCGGACUACGCCAGCCCGUCCUCCUCGCGUGGCAGCUCCCACUCCCGCGGCGCCAGCGCCAGCAGCAGCAGCAGCCGCGCCGUCUCCCCGCCAGGCCUCUACUCCAGCAGCGGCUCGUCCUACUCCGAGUCUACCUCCUCGCGCGCCACCACCCCGCUCAGCGAGGCCGACAUCACUUCGGCCCACCAGCCGUAUGUGUUUGAGUCGCCCGUCAACAUCGGCGGUGAUGGCGCACAUGGCGAUGAGGAUGUUGAUGUCGAGGUGGUGGAUGCCGAAGAUGACUUGGAUGUGUAUGGGCGGCCGAGCGUACCCGAGAAGGAUGCGGUCUAUCUCCGCGCGGCGAAGCCGGCCAAGCAGCAGAUGCUGCCGUAUGAGAUUAGUGCCGAGGAGUUGAGGAGUUUGGAGGAGAGCGGGCGGGUUGGUGGUGGCGGCGUGGCGGGGAAGAAGAUUCGGGGGGUGUUUGGAAGGGUGUUUGGGACUGCCCGCUAA